CUCCCUCACUAGAAGAGAUACUUAUAUAAGUCCUUUUCACAGGCUACCCUCAGAACAACCUCGGGGAUGAAAAGAAAAACUUGUUUUUAACAAGAAACAACCAAAGAAAAUACACACGAGAAGAGGAACGGAUUGUUGUAUUUUUUUAUUCUACAUUUAUUCAUUGUUACUGAUUUUUUUUCUUCUCUCAGUUUACAUUCAUUUUGGGAAAACCUCAAAGAAGCUAAGGAGAACAAAAGAACAUACAACUGCUUCAAGAAUAAAUCUACUUGUGUCUUAAAAUAAAGAAAACCUCACAAGUUGCUAUAGGAACAGGUGACACAGACCACCCAGGGGUUUAUUUUCCUGUUCCACAGCCUACGUACUUGUAUUUAACAUUUGACGCCCGCCGCCCUUCUACUAUGGUGAUAAUGGAAGUCCCCAGCAUCGAUGCCAUGUCCCUCCGCGGGCUGCUGGAGGGGGACGACCCGGGCUGUCUGGUCCUGGACUGCCGCUCAUUCUUCUCCUUCAACUCCUCUCACAUCCCCGGGUCCACCAACGUCCGCUUCAGUACUAUAGUCCGCCGGAGGGCCAGAGGGGGGCUGGGGGUGGGACACAUCGUGCCCAACGAGGACACGCGGAACCGGCUUCUCUCCGGGGAGUAUCAGUCCGUAGUGUUUCUGGAUGAUCGGAGUUUGGACUUUGGCCAAGUGAAGAAGGACGGGACUCUAAUGCUCGCCGUAACAGCUCUGUGCCGAAACCCGUGUGGGACUAGUUUCUUCUUUCUCAAAGGUGGUUUUGACGCGUUCUCCUCGGAGUAUCCAGAGAUGUGUACCAAGCCGUCAGCUCCACAGGGACUCAGUCUGCCCCUGAGCGCCCGUCCAGACAGCGCCGAGCCCGGCUGCAGUCCAUGCAGUACACCGCUCUAUGACCAGGGGGGUCCAGUGGAGAUCCUUCCCUUCCUCUACCUGGGCAGUGCCUACCAUGCCUCCAGAAAGGACAUGAUAGACAUGCUGGGUAUCACUGCUCUCAUCAACGUAUCAGCUAACUGCCCCAACCACUUUGAAGAGUCCUUCCAGUACAAGAGUAUCCCCGUAGAGGACAACCACAAGGCUGAUAUCUCCUCCUGGUUCAAUGAGGCUAUAGAGUUUAUCGACUCCAUCCGUAAUAAAGGCGGUCGUGUGUUUGUCCACUGCCAAGCCGGCAUCUCCCGCUCCGCCACCAUCUGUCUGGCCUACCUGAUGAGGACCAACCGCGUGAAGCUGGACGAGGCCUUUGAGUUCGUCAAGCAACGCCGCAGCAUCAUCAGUCCUAACUUCAGCUUCAUGGGCCAACUGCUACGGUUUGAGUCCCAGCUCCUGGCUACUUCAUCCUGCUCGUCGGAAGCCGGGAGCCCUGCCCUAGGGAAGAGCAGUACGGUCUUUAACUUCCCCGUGUCUAUCCCCGUCCACAGCUCUGCUGGACACAGACAGCUCUCCUUCCUCCACAGCCCCAUCACCACCUCACCAAGCUGCUAAGGGGAAGAGUAGGAUCAGAUGGAGGGCUGUCUGUCUUAGCCUGGACUUGGAACUGAACUGUCACGAUUGGUGUCGAGUCGUUGUGAAUGUACUGUAACAAUACUAGUACUGUACUGUAACAAUACGAGUACUGUACUGUAACAAUACUAGUAGUGUACUGUAACAAUACUAGUAGUGUACUGUAACAAUACUAGUACUGUACUGUAACAAUACUAGUAGUGUACUGUAACAAUACUAGUAGUGUACUGUAACAAUACUAGUAGUGUACUGUAACAAUACUAGUAGUGUGCUGUAACACCAAUAGUACUGUACUGUAACAAUACUAGUAGUGUACUGUAACAAUACUAGUAGUGUGCUGUAACACCAAUAGUACUGUACUGUAACAAUACUAGUAGUGUACUGUAACAAUACUAGUAGUGUGCUGUAACACCAAUAGUACUGUACUGUAACAAUACUAGUAGUGUACUGUAACAAUACUAGUAGUGUGCUGUAACACCAAUAGUACUGUACUGUAACAAUACUAGUAGUGUACUGUAACAAUACUAGUAGUGUGCUGUAACACCAAUAGUACUGUACUGUAACAAUAC
Molecule: messenger RNA, 2083 nt
Organism: Oncorhynchus masou masou (cherry salmon)
Lineage: Eukaryota; Metazoa; Chordata; Actinopteri; Salmoniformes; Salmonidae
Product: dual specificity protein phosphatase 1-like
Exons: 4
Coding region: 402-1496 (364 amino acids)
Biological process (GO): negative regulation of p38MAPK cascade; endoderm formation; protein dephosphorylation
Cellular component (GO): cytoplasm; nucleus
Molecular function (GO): protein tyrosine/threonine phosphatase activity; MAP kinase tyrosine phosphatase activity; MAP kinase tyrosine/serine/threonine phosphatase activity
Source: RefSeq, a predicted model, not a curated record